Messenger RNA from Osmerus eperlanus (European smelt), 1585 nucleotides. RefSeq names its product tetraspanin-8-like. The transcript has 8 exons. The record is from RefSeq and is a predicted model, not a curated record. NCBI's taxonomy places the organism in Eukaryota, Metazoa, Chordata, Actinopteri, Osmeriformes, Osmeridae. Gene Ontology annotation, cellular component: plasma membrane. The coding region runs from base 445 to 1131 and encodes 228 amino acids.
UCAGACCUCACUACUGUUUGGAAGUGAUUUCACGUAGCCAGUCUCUGGCUCACAGUAUUAGAUAGACUAGACCACAUUCAGUUGUUUGUUUACAUGGUCCUACAUUCUGAAGCUAGAGACAACCAGUAUCUUUACCCUGUGGAAGUUGAAAAGUGCUGAUCUGUGGUCUGAUGUAGAACCAGCUCGUCCAAGCCUGUGUUUCCCCUGUCUUUCUGGUCUCAGGCAGACCCUGGAUCAGGAUUGAGAGGCUUUCUGCUGUGAUCUGUUUACUCUCGGAAGGCUGGCUAACCACACCCACAGACAAGGCUUGCUUUAUUUCUGCAAGGGGGUGGAACGUGGACACACCCUCACUCACGUUUUGCAUCUGCUCCGUAGACCGAGAACACAUUCACACGCCGGCAGGCAGGACAGAACUACUCCAGGACCAAUCUGACCAGUGACACCAUGGCUGUUAACAAGUGCAUCAAGUACCUCCUCUUCCUAUUCAACCUGCUCUUCUGGAUAAGCGGAUGCAUAAUUCUUGGUGUAUCCAUCUACCUCAAAGUGAGCAAGGAUGGAAACAAGAUAACGAAUGAGGUUGUUCCAGGAAUUGACCUGCUCAUUGCCAUCGGUGUCAUAAUCAUGGUACUGGGAUUCCUGGGCUGCUGUGGAGCCAUAAAGGAAAACCGCUGCCUACUCCUACUGUUCUUCAUCGGGCUGCUUGUCAUCUUCGUCCUGCUGCUGGCUGCAGGAAUCCUGGGCGCUGUUGGAGAGGACAAAUCGAAAGAGUGGAUAAAGACGCGCUUUGAGAAGCUGCUACCUCUGAGGGACCAGGACGCCAGUGUCCAGACUGACCUGCAGAAGCUGGAGGAGGAGGGGAAGUGCUGUGGUCUGAUCAACGGCCCUCAGGACUGGGGCAAAACAGUGCCCUCCUCGUGCAACUGCAAGGACACGGCCCAGAACUGCACGUUGACAGAUGGACGUAAGGUCUACUCCACGCCCUGUAUAAAGUUUGUGACAUCCUUCAUGGAGAAGCAUGCUGUUGUGGCUCUGGCCAUCGCUUUUGCUGUUGCCGUACUCAUGCUGUUUGGAAUGGCCUUUGCCAUGACUCUGUACUGCCAGAUAGGGAAGGUGAACGCCAGCUCUGCGUAGACGGCGAUCUCCAGCCUUCCACUUGGGUCAGAUGUUCUAGAACCAUCUGCCUUGUCAGAACAUGCACUGGUAUGCUCAAGAUGGAAAUUAUGAAGUUUGUUUUAUUUUUUGUAAACCAUGAUCAAAUGCAUGUUUUAGUUUAUUGUUCUUUAUUGGCAUCUGGUUAGGUCAUCCUUUCAAUUUUCUUUUAUAAUCAUUUCGAUUUCUUAAAUGGGUAUUGUACAUAUUUGCACCAACCGAUGGUUUGUGUUAUUGUUGAACAGUUUGUAGAUGCUGCCUGACAACACAGCCUUUAUAUUUCAUCAAGCUGUGUGUGUAUAUAUCAUUUUGCCAGGUUACAAAAGUGGAAUCUAUAAAUAACUGUGCUGCCACGCCAGGCUAAUGUCUUGGUUUGUGUUUCUGGUUUGUGUCCUAUGCUUUUCCUCUGACUUCUGAAAUAAAUAUCUAUGAUUAA